Sebastes umbrosus (honeycomb rockfish) is the source of this 4910-nucleotide messenger RNA. RefSeq names its product failed axon connections homolog, metaxin like GST domain containing b (gene faxcb). The transcript is spliced from 7 exons. Bases 402 to 1553 code for a protein of 383 amino acids. The record is from RefSeq and is a predicted model, not a curated record. Lineage: Eukaryota; Metazoa; Chordata; Actinopteri; Perciformes; Sebastidae. Gene Ontology annotation, cellular component: cytoplasm.
CAGUAGAGCCUGCACUAGUUCAGCUGUCUACAAUAACAAACACUCCUGCUCUAAUGCGCGCUCCCUGGAGCCGCGGGAGUGCGCACCUAAUUUGCAGUAUCCAUGGCUGCAGUGAGGAACAUCACCUUGGUGCCAUAGAUUAAAUGUACAUCGUCAGUUCAUCUAAUCUCUUUUAACACACCAGCUCUCAUCGACCUGGACACAUUGUCACCUGUUGGCCGGAAGGUGACGGGAUUACACCGGCAUCAUGGUGCUGAUGAUGUAAGGAAGGAAGCUAAAGGAUCUUUACGAAACGGUGUUUUGUCCAAGUUGUCCACAUCUACUGUACCUCUCAUCACAUCGACCUCUCGGCAUGCUCCACAGACCGGGUCAAAGAAGAACCGGUGGAUUUAUCCGUCAAGAUGAAUAUCUUCUUACACUUCCGAAGUUGUUCCAGAGACUACGGGGGCAUGAUGUCGGUGCUGGGCUCCGACUCCUGGUGGAAGAAGACCCUGUACAUCACCGGGGGGGCCCUGCUGGCUGCUGCAGCCUACCUACUGCACGAGCUGCUCGCCAUCAGGAAGGAGCAGGAGUUGGACUCUAAGGACGCCAUCAUCCUCCAUCAGUUCUCCAGGCCAAAGAACGGCGUUCCCAGCCUCUCACCUUUCUGCCUCAAGAUAGAGACGUACCUGCGCAUGGUGGACCUGCCCUACCAGAACUACUUUGAUGGGAAGCUGUCGCCGCAGGGUAAGAUGCCCUGGAUCGAGUACAACCACGAGCAGGCGUCAGGGUCAGAGUUCAUCGUGGACUUCCUGGAGGAGAAACUGGGGGUCAACCUCAACAUUAACCUCACCCCGCAGGAGAGAGCCGUGUCCCGAGCCGUCACCAAAAUGGUCGAGGAGCACCUGUACUGGACGAUAGCCUACUGUCAGUGGGUGGACAACCUGGAGGAAACUCAGAAGCUCCUGGCGAUGAGCGGCCCGCUGAGCGACACGCUGAAGUGGCUGCUGAGCCACCUGAACGGCAGCAUGGUGCGCAGGGAGAUGUACGGCCACGGCAUCGGACGCUUCUCCAAGGAGGAGGUCUACACGCUGAUGGAGAAGGACAUGAGGACGCUGGCCACACUGUUGGGAGAUAAGAAGUACUUCAUGGGCUCUAAGAUGUCGACAUUAGACGCUACAGUGUUUGGGCAUCUAGCCCAGGCAAUGUGGACUCUUCCUGGGACACGACCAGAGCAACUCAUCAAAGGAGAGCUGAUCAACCUGGCCAUGUUCUGCGAGCGGAUGCGGAGGAGGUUCUGGCCCGAGUGGUUCGUGGAGGUGGACGAUCUUUAUUACGACGGAGACAGUGAGAGCAGCAGCGGCGGCGGCGGUGGCGGCUCCCAUACAGGCCUGCUGGACUUAGGCCUCUUCUCCAGGACUGACACUCUGGACGACAGCGACGCCAGCAGCCACUCAGCCGGACACACGCACUCCCCCGACUCCGAGCACUCGCUCUUCGACUCGGACGUGGGCACGGGAUCUGACAAUGACAUUCAGCUCAAGGAGGAGAUAAUUCCCGACCCGGAGGUUUGACCUGAGAAUGGUCGUGAUUGGAUGACUGACUGAGACCGACGGGAGACGAGAACUGUGUCGGUUUGCUCACAGCUGAAGAAACUAUUCCAGCUCCUCCACCUCCAAUACCCAAAACGAUAUACCCUCCUGAUGGACAGACUGGGUAUUAAUAUGCAGAGCAUAGAAACUGAACCUCAUAAUAAUACACAUGCUACUGUGUGGUUCCCCCCCCCUCCUCCUGUAACACCAGAACUGUCCCCGUGGCAGUCUCUCUUUUUGCCUUAUUUGUCUCGUCCUCAGAUGCAGUAGCCGAUGCGAAAGGUUAACACAAAGGAAACGUCUCACGGAAAGUGCGGCGGCGACGACGGGAGAGCGGUGCAGACAAGACAGGUGGCACUUCACUUGCUAUGAAACGAUGCAACUAAUCACCACUCCGCCAUGUGUCUUAACGCACAAACCCCAUUCGAACAGGUGGAGAUUGAUCAUGUGGCUGAAAGGAACAGCUGCUGUGUCUUCGGGUGUUAACCGUCCGUGUGCUGGAGGAGGUAACACGGAUGACAUUGAGUGCCAGUCCACGCUCUAGAUCGAUCCCCAUGUCAUUUCCUUUUUACGCUACUAUAUGUGGGAAGAAUCUGUAUCAUAACAUGAUGUACGUCUCCAUCAAGACCACAACCCUAGAUGCACUCGUAGUCCUAUGGAAUAGAGGUUAGAAGGAAAAGAGGGGCAGAUUUGUGCCUGUUUCAUUUAACGCUUAUUAUCCUUAUUUCUCACCAUUUAGUAAUUAUUUGCUUGUUAUUGGGGAAGUUUAUCAUUUAUUUGAACAUCUCUUUGGUCUUAGUAAAGCGCUGCAACAUGUAUAUUUGACCACUAGAUGGAGUCAGCAGUCAGUCUGAUGCCUCCUUUUAUUCUGUAACAUCAAGGUCAUUCCACCCUGAGGACCAUUUAACACAGCAAAUCAUUUCUCCUUCAGUCCUAAACUUUAAUAUUGUGGUUCCCCUACAUGGGUAACAUGUCAAUCUGUGUGCAGGUGUAAUGUGCGUACUUGCAUACAGCAACUAAGCAACAAAUCAGCCUUUCAGACUAAAGAAAUGGGUGGAAAUAGUCUGUUGUUGUUGUGAUAUAAUUUAUUACCAGUGCCAUUUUAUUAUUCUUUCUAUAUGAUCUUAUGUGUCAAAUGUAUAUUUUUUGUUAUUUCUGUUUCUUAUUUCUCUCAAAGAGAGACGUUAUUUUGCACUAGUGGAAAUUUAUUUUCACCUUAUUUCAAUCUGCUGCGGAGGUAGAGAACAGUAUAUAGGCCAAACGAAUGGAGAACAUAAAUGUGUAUAUCAGUAGUACAGGACGCUGGGUGUUCUGAUCAUGAUUGUGCUGCGAGGGGGGGGGGGGGCUGUGUGCUAUGUGAAUUUUACUGGCUGUGAAUGUCAUCGAUGAAGCAGUUGAUGAAGUCUCUGCGGAGACGGUCAGAAUACCAAAUCAACAGAACUGAACAUCGCUAGUUUAGAAACCUGAAAUGGACCAAAAUGUCACGUUAAACUUUGGUGGAAGUGCUCGUAAUGGCAAUGUGAACACUGUAUAAAGAUUGUGGUGCAUAUAGAGUAGAUGUGAAUAAUAUUCAAGGGUCAGUUCACUUAAAUUGCAAAACAAUUUCUUACUUAAGUCUAGUGGUAUUGAGCCAUACAGAUAGUUUUUUUUUCUUCAGGUUUUGAGAUAUGUGUGUCCGUAAGAUUUCUGCCUCAAUGCAAUAGAGGUGGAUGGAUUUUUGUUUGUGGUGUUCAUAGUAUUGAAAAAAGCAACCCGGUCUCAUGGGAAGGUGUAUAUAUAGUAUGACCUUACAUGGACAUUCCACGUGUUAUGAGGACACAUUUUAGGAUUUUGGCGUGCCAUUUGUACGCCGCUUUUCACGUUUCAUUUGUACAUCACGCAACAAAACUACGGUAACGUCCGCACUUAAGUUUAGGCAACAACACCACUUAGUUAGGUUUAGGAAAAACGUCAUGGUUCGGCUUAAAAUAAGAACGUAAACUAAGUCAAAUAUAUACGGGAACAACGUAACAUAAGUACAGAAAACGCGUCACAAAUUUCACAAAAAAACACGAGACAAACGUCACUUGGCAUAACUUACAAAACCAAACACCAGUUAAAAACACCUCCUGGUUAAAAGUCCCGUGUUUCAAAAAAUCCAGUUCAAGCGAAUUAUAUUUAACACGGAAAUCGUUCAGAUUAAUUUCAACGCUUGCAGCAUAAUCCUAAACCACCGUGUAAAAUUGACAUUCCGUUUAUUCAUGGUAAUGUUGCUUUAAGGCAGUUUUACAAAAUUCACAAUCAGCCUCACUUUCAUCCAAGAUUUUUCCAUCUAUUGUGUCAAAACCUAAAAGUUUUUUCCCCUCGUUCAAACGGGUGUUUGGAUUUGGUAUAUAAUGUGACAGCUCAAGUUCCCAGCAUGGUCUGUGGACACCUGUGGACUUUUACUGAACGCUGCUAUCGUCAGUAUUUUUAUAUUAACAAAUAUGAAAGGUGUCGCUUGUAACAAUGAAGCCACAGAGAAUUAUCCUCCAACUCUGCAGACUCCCUAAGCUCUAUGGAGCGUUUUAGCAUCCUUGUUUUGGUUUUGCGGCCCACAGCUUUACUGUUUGGGUUAACUCUCAAUGCUCUUAUCAUUUUAAAACUCAGCAGGCAGGUAUUUUUAUAAAAAAAAAGCUCUAAAAACUCACUGUAUGCUACCUGCUCUGCACCAAACGGCAACAGACAAAGUGAGUUGGUGACCAUAGUGGAGCGUUUAGCUGCGUAAAAGGCUGAUAUUUCCCUCAGGAGUUGGUGGAGAGGAAAAAAUAGAGUGAACAUUGGAGUUACAUUCAUCAGGUGAUCAGAAACACGACUCCAAAUGAAUGCUAAGGUUGCUCCGUAUUAACAAGUUUACCAUCCCGACUUCAAAAUCAGACUAUCUGCGUGGCUACAUACCACUUGGAUAUAAUUAUAUAAAGAUGUGUUUUUUGCAGUUAGGGUGAAGCGACUCUUUAAAUGAGAAGCCUGGAUAGAUAAGUGAGUUAGUGACAGAAGGCCAGAGUUAGAUCCAGACAAACUUCUUCCAUCCCGUCGCCCCGUGGUUCGCGUCCCGACCCGCCCCGGCCUGGAUGGAUGGAUUGCGCGCUUUUCAGUCGCCUCAUCCAGUCCGGGCAUCAUAUACAGUUGGACUGCUUUAACCAAGCCAUAUUAAAAGUAAAUGUCUUGUUAUUGGAACCAUGUCAUAGCAUUACUGCUGGGGUAAUGUAAAUAUUGUAUGUGUGACAAAGUGUACCGUAGAGCUGACUGACUGAUGGUGUGCAGUCACAAACGGGGAGCGACUGGAUGAUUUCAAUAAAGAAUAGCUGUGACAAUUUUAAA